This is a messenger RNA of Penicillium cosmopolitanum, 1230 nucleotides long. RefSeq lists its product as uncharacterized. The record is from RefSeq and is a predicted model, not a curated record. The transcript has a single exon. The coding region runs from base 1 to 1230 and encodes 409 amino acids. NCBI's taxonomy places the organism in Eukaryota, Fungi, Ascomycota, Eurotiomycetes, Eurotiales, Aspergillaceae.
AUGAAUGGACUCGGCGUCGGCGGUUCCCAGAGCCCCGACCUAGUUAACGCCGCCAACGCCCUUCUCUACGCAUUCAUGACCAUCACCUGCUUUGCUGGCCCUUGGAUAACAAAUGCCAUUGGCUUCCGUUGGACCCUCUCUCUAGGUUCAAUAGGCUAUCCACUUUACCCCGCUGGUCUAUAUCUGAACAAUCGAACUGGUGCUACGUGGCUUGUCUAUCUCGGCUCUGUCACAUGCGGUAUUAGUGCUGGUUUCUUCUGGAGUGUUGAAGGGGCCGUCGCGACAGGGUAUCCAGAGCAACACAAGCGGGGUCGCUACAUUGCUACAUGGUUUACAUUCCGCAACUUUGGCAAUAUUAUCGGGGGCGCUGUUGCCCUUGGGAUCAACCAUAAAGUCAAUCAGCGUGGACAAGUCGGCUACCAAACCUAUCUUGCUUUCAUCGCGAUUCAAUGCUUGGGUUUAUUCAUUGGUCUACUCCUUUCAAACCCUGACAAGGUCCAACGAGAUGAUCAUACUAAAAUCGAAGCACCUCGCAAUAUCCAUUGGCGGGAUGAGAUGAAAGCAAUGUGGCGACUGGGUACUAGCAAGUCAAUUCUUCUCCUGGUUCCAUUAUUCUGGUACUUUGGGUGGAUUCAGGCAUAUCCUGGUACAUAUCUGGCGACCUAUUUCACAGUGAGGUCGCGAUCACUGGGAAGCUUCAUGAAUGCCGUAGUAGGCACGUUCGCGACGUGGCUUGGCGGCUCACUUGUUGACCUGCCAUGGCACAAGAGCCGCAAAGUACGAGCUAUUACCACCUUUAUUCUGAUUGCGGUGCUUAACAGUGCAACCUGGAUCUGGGCAGUUAUCAUUCAGAAUGAGUACAGGCGCACUAAGCCUGUCUUAGAUUGGUCCGACCAACGUGCAUUCGGUCGCGGAUUCGGUCUCUUCCUGUUUGAACGCAUUAGUCUGGGUAUAGUCGAGAACUAUAUAUACUGGUGCAUUGGAAAUCUUUCGGACUCUCCUGGUGACCAGAUUCGAUAUAGUUCGUUGUUACGGGGCAUCGAGACGGCUGGAGUGGCUGUAGGAUUUGGUGUGCAAGCUGUGCCCACGGCAUUAAUCAUCACUGCUGGUAUCAAUUUCGGCUUAUGGUUCCUGGCAUUGCCUUUCAGUUUUUAUGCAACAUUGCAGGUGGUGCGAAAGUUUGAACUGCUAAAGCAUGAGAAUCAGAAUGCGCGUGUUUCAGAACGAUAG